GCUACGGCAACCGGGACGCUUAACGACCACCAUCCACCUUGGCAAGUGUUUAAAGAAUUGAAUUUUAAAACGAUUAUUUUCACCUGUGAGCACUAUGACAGCUAUUCUCUGUAAUUGGCUAAAUAAUGAGCUAAAACUUUCAAAAACAAUCGAUAUCAUCAAUUUUUCAUCUGUUUUUUCCAAUGGUUACCUCAUCGGUGAAACAUUGUCUAAAUAUAAACAGCAGGAUGAUCUGGAUCAAUUUUCUCUACAAAAUACGAUUGAAGGACGCCUCAACAACUUCACUCGACUCGAGCCAUCUCUUCACAAACUCGGUUUGCAGUUUGAUACAAAUACAGCUCGUGAUAUCAUGACCGAGAAGCAUGGUGCCGCUACAAAUCUCAUGUAUGAAUUAUUUGUUGUUUUGAAUGGUAAAACAUGGAAAAGCAGACCCGCAGUCCAAGACAACAAUCAGAUGUCAGUGACACAAUCAAGACUUUCUCACAUUGAAAACAGGAUUUAUAAUGAGCAUAUGAAUCUGCUAAUUCCAAGAAAUCUGACUCAAUCUCCGACUAAUACCAGCAAAUACUUUCGUGAGAAACAAAUUGAAAAAGAGAAAAUAGCAUUCAAAGAAAGGUUUCUUGCUGAAGAACACAUCAAAAUGGAGACCAAGAAACAACAGGAAAUUCUUCAUGAACAAUCUCGGCAACUACGACUCCAGCAAAGUGAAGCUCUUGCUAAACUCAAAACUAGUGACAAUUACAUUUAUAAAAGACUUGUCCAUCCUCCAGCACUGCCUGUGUCAAACAUCUUUUUGAAGCGAAAGCAACUUGAAAUUCAGGAAGCUAUGAAUGAUAUUAACCAGUUUGAUAAGAAAUUAGAAAGCGCUGCUGUAAGUCUAGACAUCGACACGAAAGACAUCAUUAAAUUCUCUGGUGAUACUUAUAUUGCUGACAUUACCAAACGUCUUGCAGAAGAUAGAUUAUCACGAGAAGACCUUGAGAAAAGAAGACGUAAAGUAUUGGUUAGCCAACAGCAAGCACAAGAUUUAAUUUGGCUUGCAUACCGAGAUAAAGUGCUUGUAAACAGAAUCUUGAGGCAGUCACAGCAAGAAAAGAAGAUUGUUGUGCAGCUUCUCCAAACACGUCAACAAAAGAACAUUAUUAUGAAAAAUCGAAUGUUUCAAGAGAGACAAUAUCAAGACCGUCGGGAGAAAGAUUUCCUUGAUGCUUUGAACAAAGAAGCUGAACUCCUGCGUCUUGCUAAAGAAGAAUAUGCUGAUCAAGUUCUGAAAGAUAUUCGCUUCCACGAGAAAGUUAAAGCCGAAUACAAAGCAGAAAAAUAUCGAAUUCAUUAUGAAAUCUGUUUUGAAAUUUUAUUGCAAAUUCUUGAUAUUGUCUGCAAAAUUUGUGAUUACAGAGCAAUAUCGAGCAGUCUGUUGCCCCAGAAACUAAUGAGAGAAUGGAGGGCUCUUUUUAUUAAAGGGAAACCGUUGUAUGCAAAAUCUGAAAUCAAAGAUGUUACGGAGUCACAAGAAGAAAACCUAAGAAUAGAAGAGGCUAAACAAGUCUUGUUGGACGAAGAGGAUUUCAAGGAUUAUAAGAAUACGGAACAUGACUGGCUGCUAGAACCUGAUAAACCGAAACCUCGGCACAAUCCGGUUGUGGGACACAUUGUUAAUCGUUUAUUGACUUUGUUGUACCCACCUCCACCACCUCCAGAAAUACCAGUUUUCCCAGAAUUUUCUAUUCGAGUUUGUCUGUUGGGAAAAGCAUAUAGUGGGAAAACGUUCUGUGCAGAGAAACUAGCUGAAGAAUAUAACCUUAAGAUUUUAAACAUUGAUGAACUUGUAAAAAAUGCCAUCCAAACUUUUCAUGACAAUGAAGAAGCUGCAUCAAAAGCUAAUAAACCAUUCCGUUUUUUGAUUAAAAGUGCAAGUUGCAUUGACAAGUUGGAAGGAAAAAAUGAGUUGGUGUCAAUUAGUCGAAGCAAGACAAUUAUGCCCUCAGAAAUUACAUUACCUCCACCAAUUGAAAUUCCUAAAAAGGUAAAAGAAGUCACCUCAAGUUCUAAGAUAGAAUUAUUGGCAAGUACGUUAAAACUUGAUGAUGCUGCAAUACUAAGGAACAUAUAUGUGAAUACACAAGCUAGCCUUGGUUCCAAAGUGAUCAUGCAUUUUGAAAAGGGACAACCUAUACCUGAAAUUGUUUUAAUAGAGAUUAUUACAGAGGCCAUCAGGUGUGUAAAGGAAGAAACUGGUUGGAUUUUAGAUGGAUUUCCUGUGACUUAUUGCCAAACAAGGACUUUAGAGAAAGCAUUAACAGGAAUUGGUGACGACGAUGAUGAUGAGGAACGUAGAACUAAAGAUUUUGAGAAAAUGCAAAAUGUCUCUCAGCUGCUUCCCAAUCCACAUUUGGACGUUCCACCUGCAAAGAAGGUCAGUGGCAUUGAUGUGGUGAUUCUGCACAACAUUUCUGAUGACCUGUGUCUUCAGAGAGCAGCUGGCCAAUAUAUAUCUGAAAAAUCCAAAGAACACUUCCAUAUGCUUCACAACCCACCUACUUUUGGCCAAGCUACAGGGAUUGCAGAGAGAGAAAAAGUGAUACCUCUGAUAAGUAAAUCCUUUGAUGAAGAAAAUGCUCAAAACAGAUUGAUGAUCUUUUCAAACUAUUGGCCCAAAAUGGAGAAAUGGUUCUCUUCACUUGGUAACUUACACGUAGUCGAUGCAUCUCAAGACAGAGAUGUUGUCUACGAGGAUAUUAAAUCGAUAAUUGAUGAAUUCCUGCAACGAAAAAAAGAAGAAAUGUUCACAGCUAUGGCUGCUGAUGAGAAUAAUGUUGAAGAACAGCCCCAAAUCCCUGCUGAAACUGAAAACGUUGCAAAUGAGACUCAAAACACAGAAGAAAAUGGCAAAAAGCAUUCAGCAGAGAAUUUGCCUAAACCCGAGGAAGAACCCGAAGAGAAGGCACCGGAACCAAUUGAACCCGAUUCACCUGACUGGGAGUUUGUGGAUUUUGAGAUCAACAUGAUAAUGGUAAAACUGUUAAGUUCUUUUUGGAAACUAAUAGAGAGGUCCUAUCUGCAGAACUGUAAGAAAAUGUUUCGAGCAAUAAGGAAAGAACGAGAUUGCAUAAAGCCUUAUUAUUACAGCAUCAGGAAAAUAUUUGAAGAGUAUCUGAAACGUCCUGACAACAAACAAGAUUUUGUUAGUCAAUGGCAGAAGGAAUAUAAUGAAGUCCCUGAUGACAUGAGAUUUGACUUGGAAACCCAAACCGAGCUUCAUCAAACAGUUUGGAUCUCCAGGAUAAACUGUGGAAUAUUUGUGAUGAACAAAAACAACAGGCUGAGAAUGAAUGCCAUUCCCUCAUCUCUAAUGGCUGGUACGAGGAUCAGCUGUCCAAACUGUGUAACAGUUAUCUGACGAUAAUGCAGGCAGAACUUGACCGUUUCCAGGAUACAAUCACUUUACUCAAGGACUAUUACAAUAUUCCUGAUAAACUAGUUCCUCCGAUAGCAGAACUGAAUUUUUCAAGACUUCCCCUUCUUGAG
Molecule: messenger RNA, 3528 nt
Organism: Octopus sinensis (East Asian common octopus)
Lineage: Eukaryota; Metazoa; Mollusca; Cephalopoda; Octopoda; Octopodidae
Product: sperm flagellar protein 2-like
Exons: 26
Coding region: 95-3400 (1101 amino acids)
Molecular function (GO): protein binding
Source: RefSeq, a predicted model, not a curated record